This is a messenger RNA of Passer montanus (Eurasian tree sparrow), 4500 nucleotides long. It is a transcript of the gene GALNT17, whose product is annotated as polypeptide N-acetylgalactosaminyltransferase 17. The transcript is spliced from 11 exons. The coding region runs from base 70 to 1866 and encodes 598 amino acids. NCBI's taxonomy places the organism in Eukaryota, Metazoa, Chordata, Aves, Passeriformes, Passeridae. The record is from RefSeq and is a predicted model, not a curated record. Gene Ontology annotation, cellular component: Golgi apparatus.
GCGGCCGCCGGCCCGCUCCCAUAGCCCUGCCGGCAGCGCGGCGGCUGGCGGGGCCCCUCGGGAAGUUUGAUGGCUUCUUUGAGGAGAGUCAAAGUCUUGCUGGUGUUAAACCUGAUCGCCGUGGCUGGCUUCGUCCUCUUCCUGGCCAAGUGCAGACCCAUCACGACCAAGAGCGGCGACUCCUACCAUGACAUCCAUCCCAGGGCAGAAGUGGCCAACUUGACAGCCCACGGCAUCAGCUCCAUCCAGGAUGCAGUGCUGAAGAGGCUCUCGCUCCUAGAAGACAUAGUCUACAGGCAGCUGAAUGGUCUCUCCAAGUCCCUUGGUCUCAUUGAGGGCUAUGGUGGCCGUGGCAAGGGUGGCCUCCCAGCCACCCUGUCCCCCGAGGAGGAGGAGAAAGCCAAGGGACCCCACGAGAAGUAUGGCUACAACUCCUACCUCAGUGAGAAGAUUUCCCUGGAUCGUUCCAUCCCGGAUUAUCGCCCCACCAAGUGCAAAGAGCUGAAAUACGGGAAGGACCUGCCCCAGAUCUCCAUCAUCUUCAUCUUUGUGAACGAGGCGCUGUCGGUGAUCCUGCGCUCGGUGCACAGUGCUGUCAACCACACGCCUGCCCCCCUGCUCAAGGAGAUCAUCCUCGUGGACGACAACAGCGACGAGGAGGAGCUGAAGGCGCCGCUGGAGGAGUACGUCAACAAACGCUACCCGGGGCUGGUCAAGGUGGUGAGGAACCAGAAGAGGGAAGGGCUGAUCCGGGCCCGCAUCGAGGGCUGGAAGGCUGCCACGGGCCAGGUCACCGGCUUCUUUGAUGCCCACGUGGAGUUCACUGCUGGCUGGGCGGAGCCGGUGCUGUCCCGGAUCCAGGAGAACAGGAAGAGGGUGAUCCUGCCCUCCAUUGACAACAUCAAGCAGGACAACUUCGAGGUGCAGCGCUACGAGAACUCGGCCCACGGCUACAGCUGGGAGCUGUGGUGCAUGUACAUCAGCCCCCCCAAGGACUGGUGGGACGCCGGGGACCCCUCCCUGCCCAUCAGGACCCCGGCCAUGAUCGGCUGCUCCUUCGUGGUCAACAGGAAGUUCUUCGGGGAGAUCGGGCUGCUGGACCCCGGCAUGGACGUGUACGGAGGGGAGAACAUCGAGCUGGGCAUCAAGGUGUGGCUGUGUGGGGGCAGCAUGGAGGUGCUGCCCUGCUCCAGGGUGGCCCACAUCGAGCGCAAGAAGAAGCCCUACAACAACAACAUCGGCUUCUACACCAAGCGCAACGCGCUGCGCGUGGCCGAGGUCUGGAUGGACGACUACAAGUGGCACGUCUACAUCGCCUGGAACCUGCCCCUGGAGAAUCCAGGGAUUGACAUUGGGGAUGUUUCUGAGAGGAAAGCCUUGAGGAAGAGCCUGAAGUGUAAAAAUUUCCAGUGGUACCUGGACCAUGUUUAUCCAGAAAUGAGGAGAUACAACAACACCAUUGCUUAUGGAGAGCUGCGGAACAACAAGGCCAAGGACGUGUGCCUGGACCAGGGCCCGCAGGAGAACCACACAGCAAUACUGUACCCGUGCCAUGGCUGGGGCCCACAGCUGGCUCGCUACACCAAGGAGGGCUUCCUGCACCUGGGGGCCCUGGGCACCACCACGCUGCUGCCCGACACGCGCUGCCUGGUGGACACGGGCAAGAGCCGCUUCCCGCAGCUGCUGGACUGUGACAAGGUCAAGAGCAGCCUCCACAAGCGCUGGAACUUCAUCCAGAACGGAGCCAUCCUGAACAAGGGCACGGGCCGGUGCCUGGAGGUGGAGAACAGGGGCAUGGCUGGCAUUGACCUGAUCCUCCGCAGCUGCACGGGGCAGAGGUGGACAAUUAAAAACCUCAUCAAGUAGAGGCUGAAAGAGUCAGGGAAGUCUGACUUGAGCCACGGCUGAGGGAACUGAUCUGCCUGGACUCCUUUGGAAAGGAUGGAAUAUCAACCAGAGCUUUCUUCGUGUUCCUGGGAGAGGACCUGGGGGAGAUGGGCAUCUGUGGCUUUGCUUUUACCACAUGUGAGUCUCCCCCAGCUGAUCCCAGCUGUGUGGGGCUGCCUCAGAACUGCUGCUCCCUCUGGCCAGCUCUCCAAGAGGUGCCACAUUCCCUGCUGGAGCAGUCUGGGAGCUUUUACUGACAGGGAACUUCUGCUUUCCCACACAACUCCAAGCUCUCCCAAAGGGCUGGGGAGGUUUGUACCAUGACCCUGGACAGACCUGCCUGGCAAGUGUGGAAACUGAGAAGCUUGGGAGAGGAAAACGUUCCCAAGCCCCAACGGAGGCGACUUUGAAGGAUGUGAUGUUUUGCUGAGUCCUUGUUCCCUUUUCCCUUUCUUGCCCCUGCAUCCAGCAGCCCCUUCCCUGAGUUUUGGAGAAGCAAAACAUGCCCCAGCAGCUCCCAGGGAUCUUUCCAACCUCUGAUCACAGAAGUUACCCAAAAGAAUGCAGUGUAACAAACCCCCUGACCUCCCCUUGCCCCCUCUCCAUCACCCACACGCUGCUGGCCAAGCCAGCACCUCCCUCCAUAGAAACCCCAAAGGGGUUCCCUUGGGCAUGGCCUGGGAUGUCUGCCUGCCCUUCUGGGUGACAGCAGGGAUGUGCUCAGAGGCUUGAGCACCCCUGUCCUGCCUGCUCAGGCCUGGCCAAGGUCCCCAGAGUCACUGCAGCCCUUCCUGGGCUGUGGAAGGGACAGGGAGGGAGGCCAAGGCACCAACAAAUGGCAGCUUGGCUGAAAUUCUUGGCCCUGAAGCCACUUCAGGCUUGUUGCUCUGGUGGAGGGAUCUCACCUGAUUUAUUUUUGGCUCACAGUAAUCCUGGCUACCAAAUCUUGGCUGCCAAAUCCACCUGGGAGUCCUCUGCUUGGGGCCCUGACGUGUGGCUGCCAGGAGAAGGGAGAGAGGAUCCUGCAGAAUUGCUGGACGUGGGUGGACACAGGCUUUGCUCAGCAGGGAGGAGAAACCAGCCCAUCUCCUGUCCUUCUCCCAGAAUAAUCCUCUUUGUGGCUGCCCUCUGGCUAGGGUGCACUAAAAUAGAUUAAUAUAUGAGAUGGAUGUGUAAAUAUGUUUCCCAAGCUGGGAUGUGCACAGAGUCCUUUGCUGCAGAGCACUCAUGCCUGUCUUCCAUUUGCAUCAGGAUGAAGCUCCCUGGAUGUUUAACGAGCUCAAUUUCCAAUGCCAUGCAGCAGGUUUAUAACUGAUGUUUUAGUAAUUUAUUGAACAGAAGCAGAUCUAUUUCAUUGUUCCUUCUACAGCAACUAGCAUCACCUAGGACUGAUUGUUCAUUUAGGCUUUACAAGGCUCCCUCAACCACUGGGGCUGUCUCUGGUUUUUCCCCUGCCUUCCUUAAUGAAGUAAAACCUCUUAGUUGUCCUGACCUGCAGAGUAGAGAGUCAAUGUCGAAUUUUGCUCUCUUUUUCGCUGUUGCAUCACCCCUUGUGUAAUAAAUUCGAGCACUUCCAAACCCGAAAUGACCACAACUCUGUGGAUGCAUGAGCCAGCUCCCCCUGCCUUUGUUGCUGCCUUCUAAGAGAAGCAAUUUCCUGGUGACUCCAGGACACCCUGAGGGCUUUGAGACCCCACAGCUCUGGUCCAGCUGGUGGAAUGCCCUUAAACUGAGCAAAUAUUGGAGGGAGAGACUGUGUGGGUCAGGAUAAGCAGCCAGACAGCCCCUGGAUGUUGCCUGUGCUGUAAUUCAGCCCAGCUCGAGCCCUGCCAGUGCCCAGGGUGGCAGCAGAUGGCUUUUGUCACAUGUCACAGGGGUGGGGUGAGGUCCCCAGCCCCAUCUGCUCCCACAGCAGGGCUGGAUGGGAGGUGUGGCUGUGCUGGGCUCCAUCCUGGCUGUGCUGAGCCCCUGGCCAGCAGGGCCUGGCUCUGUCCCAGCCCCUGCCUGUCCCCGGUCCCUCUGCGAUGGCCGCGUGUCCCUGGUGCCACUGCCAGGUGGCACAGACACCCGGGGACAGCACGAGGAGCCUGCUGCUGCUGAGCCCUGGGUGCUUUGGAAUGUUCAGGCUCAGGCCUGCCUUUCCUUCGUGCUCCAGAAGGAAAAGCAGCCCCUGAGCCAGCAGCAGGAAGGGAAGGUGGAGAUGGACCCUGGGCUCCAGGAGCCUCAGCUGGGGCAGAGCCCCGGGGAGGUGUUGGCCCCUUCUCCCUGCUCCAGCUUCCAAACCACUGGAAACAGGAGCAAAAUCAGGCUGCAAAGUGGGAAUUUCCUCUGCUGUUCUGCCCUGACACGGUUUGUGACUGCAGGGUGACCCCGGGAGAAAUCUGUCUGAGAUCUGGGUCUCGUUGUUGCAUCUCGCUUAUCUCUAAUCAUCUGUUAAUUGCUUUAAGAAGUGAUCUCCAAGUGAUUCUUAUUAAAUAUCUGGUUUGAGCCUUGACUCUUCAGUGAUUUUCAAAAGAUUCUCUGCUGCUGAGAUACAGAGGCAGUCAUUCCUCUCGUUACUCAUUUAAUAGAAAAGUGCUGCUGUUUUAAUAAAGCUUCCAUUUUUAAAAGAAA